Molecule: messenger RNA, 944 nt
Organism: Grammomys surdaster
Lineage: Eukaryota; Metazoa; Chordata; Mammalia; Rodentia; Muridae
Gene: Nol12
Product: nucleolar protein 12
Exons: 6
Coding region: 40-690 (216 amino acids)
Cellular component (GO): nucleolus
Molecular function (GO): RNA binding
Source: RefSeq, a predicted model, not a curated record
UAAGUCAGAAUCAGCCACGCUGCCGGAAGCUUCCCUGUAAUGGGCCGCAACAAGAAGAAGAAAAGAGAUGGAGAUGACCGGCGGCCCCGGCUCAUCCUCAACUUUGAUGAAGAGAAGCGGCGGGAGUACCUGACAGGCUUCCACAAGCGGAAGGUAGAGCGCAAGAAGGCAGCCAUUGAAGAGAUAAAGCAGCGGCUUAAGCAAGAGCAGAAGAAGCUUCGAGAAGAGCGCCACCAGGAGUACCUGAAGAUGCUGGCAGAAAGAGAGGAGGCACUGGAGGAGGCAGAUGAGCUGGAGCGGCUGGUGACAGCAAAGACAGAGUCGGUGCAGUAUGACCACCCCAAUCACACAGUCACCGUGACCACCAUCAGUGACCUGGACCUCUCAGGGGCCCGGCUGCUCGGUCUGCCCCUGCCUGAGCAAGGGGACCAGGAUGAGUCCCAGGAGGAGGAGAUGUCAUCCAUGGAAAAGCCAACAAAAGCCUUGCCCAAGAAGUCCAAAGAUCCCCUGCUCUCUCAGCGCAUCUCCUCCCUCACAGCUACACUGCAUGCACACAGUCGGAAGAAGGUCAAGAGGAAACACCCUCGGCGGACACAGGACUCCACCAAGAAACCUCCCAGUGCCACUCGUACCAGCAAGACCCAGCGCCGCCGCCGGAUGACUGGAAAAGCCAGGCACAACGGGGAGUGAGCCCUCAAGCUUGUGGGUCCCCAGCCUGAGUCCUCGGCUGUCCCUAUAAUCCAGCUAUACCAACGGUUACCUCCAGCCUAAGCCUGCAAGUCAGGACUUUUCCAGCCUGGGGUCAUCCUUGCUUUGAUUCACCUGGGGUUUGAGCCCAGAAGGAAUGGACUCCUGGGAGCCCAGGUUCCCGGAGCCUGCAGAACAGUGUUGGGCUUGUUCACAAAUGUACAUCCACCUGGGACUGACCAGGUCUUUGAAACUCC